Molecule: messenger RNA, 1458 nt
Organism: Pyrus x bretschneideri (Chinese white pear)
Lineage: Eukaryota; Viridiplantae; Streptophyta; Magnoliopsida; Rosales; Rosaceae
Product: aladin-like
Exons: 5
Coding region: 431-1009 (192 amino acids)
Biological process (GO): nucleocytoplasmic transport
Cellular component (GO): nuclear pore
Molecular function (GO): protein binding
Source: RefSeq, a predicted model, not a curated record
UGCCUGAACAGGAUUAAAUUGUAAAAACCGCCUACGCGCCGAAAAUUUUUUAUUUAGAAAAAGAGGGAAAAGGGUAGAAUAUUCCGGCACCACCGCGAAGCAAAGUUAAAGAGGGAAAAGGGUAGAAUAUUCCGGCACCACCGCGAAGCAAACCCUACCUCUACUGCUCAUCUCCAGCUCCAGGAAUGCCUUCCUUUCCUCAUCCCGGUUCUGUCACCAUUUGCGAAAUCAAUCGCGACCUCAGUCAUCACUGCUGAGAGCCUCUCGGACAAUGUAGCCAAGGACACUUAUGGAAAGAUUAUUGUCAGUAAUGAAAGAUUAUUGUCAGUAAUCCUUCAAAGUCUGUCCAUAUGUAUCUAAUUGAUUAAUGUUGGGUGGGUCGUAUACAUUGGCCAUUGAUGUCACAUUGGAGUUUCUGGGUAUGUAGGGAAUGGUAUUCAGCCCAGUUCCGCUUCAAUCGGAUCAGCUGGUGCGGCCACCGAGUCCUGACCAGGACCCCCAGCAAGUUGUAACAACUCCAACAAAGGGAAUUCUACAAAAUUUGCAGGGGAUUCUUAACCUCACACCUCUCUUCCGUCCUAAUCAUGUAAGCUUAUUACCAAAAGUUGAUCUUAAAGGAGUGAGCUGGCACCAACAUAAACUUGUUGUAGCGCUUAUAUCUGGCCCAAUUCAAGUUAUAGUUUGGAAUUUCGAAGGGAAGGAGCCAUGCAUUUUGGCCAAUGAGUCCCAAAGAGAGGUCAAAGUACUUGAAUGGAGGCCAAACGGUGGGAGACAACUUGCUAUAGCAUGCAAAGGUGGAAUUUGCAUUUGGGUUGCUUCUUUCCCAGGAAUUGCAGCAUCUAUCAGAUCUGGUUCUUCUUCCUUCCUGGGAACUCUCUCUAGAGGUUUUGGAAUUCGAUAUACUUUGGUGGAUUUUCUUCGAAGUCAUAACGAGGAACAGAUUAGUGCAUUGUCAUGGAGUCCUGAUGGAAGAUAUCCAAACAAUCUCUAUUCUGGUUUUCCAUUAUAGACUCUACAUUACAUGAAUAUGGAGGCUUUCUUGCAAUUUAUCACUGUCAUCUAUAUGCAAACUUUAUAAAAAAUUUUGAGAAAACUUUAUGUUUCUGUUUUACUUUUGCAUUCACUUUCUCUAUAGUAUGUUGUGGACUCAAUUUCAUUUUUUAUACAUGGAUAUUCUCAAGCAGGAAAAAAUGCCCCAUUUUAUUUGUAUUGAAGAAGAGCCUUUAUUUUCAGAUUAAUUUCACACUUACUUUUGUUCAGUCGUGCUAUAUGGGAUUUCCUUGACGUGUACUCACAUAUUUGGCAUCUGGUUCUCAUGAGAGUGUAAACACGGAAAUUUCCUGAAACAAGAAACAAGAAUACGUGUACAAAAUAAUAUUUUUGUGUUUAAUGAUUUUGGGGUUACGAUCUCUUUGUAAUUUGAUCCUUUGAUUCUAUCUUCAGUAGGGUGUAGGUUUG